AUGAAAAUAUAUAAAAGGCUUUCUUCAGGUGCUGAAAUUUGGGUGAGCGAAGUUAAUUAUGAAGGUUACAAAAGUGAUGAAAUCGUUGUUGGACAAUCAAUUUCGUUUUUGAAUCUCAAAGCAACAAUUUCAGCCGAGUUAGAUAUCGAUGUAUCAAGGAAAAACAUUGAAAUUCGUUACAUCGUAGAAAAUAACUCGUCUCUGAUGAAAAUUAAGAACGACAUAGGUGUUAAAUUAUAUUUAGAAGUGAAACAAAAUGAGCCAGGAUUUGCAAUGUAUCCAUUAUGCAUUGACACAAGUGAGAAGAUUGGCGGUGAUGUACAUAACGUUGAUAGAACAUGCGGAGAAAUUACGUGUGUAGAAGGCACAACACAGGAUACAGAAGCUCUUGCAGUGGUUGAAUCGAGAAUUUUCCCGGAGACACGAUCGAAGCACGCUCAAUUGGAAGUUACAAAUUACAUAAUUAAUUCAAAAAGUAUAGAGGUGAAGACAUGUCAGUUAUAUAAGGAUAAAACAACACUCGUUGAUGUGAUGGCGAAAUAUAAGAUAAAGAACAACUUCAAUUGCAAAGUAAAGAGAUCUGAUAGACAAAGCUAUGUGUUGGUAUGCUUUUCGAAUGAAUGUGACUGCAUUAUGAAAGCUUCCUGCGGGAAAAAAUUUGAUCUUUUCAAAGUUAGAUACUUCAAUAGUGAACAUACAUGUCCAAUGAGGGAUAUGGUACUAACCAAAGUCCAAGAAACAGUCGGGUUUGUAAGUGGUGUGACUGCUCCAAAAUUGGUCAACCAUAAACAAAUUCAUACUCCAAAAGAUAUAAUUGUUGAUAUUAGAGAAUUCUAUGGUGUUCAAAUAUCUUACCAGCAGGCAUGGCGUGCUAAAGAACGUGUACUAGAAAUGAUAAGGGGUAAACUAUCUGAUGGAUAUAGGCAGAUGUCGAGAUACAUAUACAUGCUAAAUACUGUGUAUCUAUAUUCUUAUAUAAGAAUGCAGAAGACUGAGAAAGAUGAACUUAUGUAUCUCUUCGUCGCCUUAAGACCAUUGAUGAGGGGGUUCGAUUAUUGCAAAUCAAUAGUUGUUGUCGAUGGUGCACAUCUUGGCGGAGCUUACAAAGGGACAUUUGUAUCAGCAAGCACACUUGAUGGGGCAGUGUUGUGGACAUUGAAAAUGACUGUUCGUGGGCAUGGUUAUUCGAACAAUUCAAAAAUGCAUUUGGUGAGCGCGAAAAAAUGUGUGUUGUAUCAGAUAGGAAUGAGAGUAUUAUGA
Molecule: messenger RNA, 1260 nt
Organism: Solanum verrucosum
Lineage: Eukaryota; Viridiplantae; Streptophyta; Magnoliopsida; Solanales; Solanaceae
Exons: 5
Coding region: 1-1260 (419 amino acids)
Source: RefSeq, a predicted model, not a curated record